UUGGAUCAGCAGCUAGAAGAGAUUAAGAAGGAAACUGGUUUACUAACUAUUGAUGGAAAGAAAUAUAAAAUAGGCCUUGACGAUCUUCAAGUUAUGGGUCAAAUUGGCAGUGGAACUUGCGGGACUGUCUAUGCCAUGGAACAUGCAGCAACUAGAUCUGUAAUAGCAGUUAAGAAAAUUCCUCGAAUUCAAAAUGAAGAAGAGAAAAAACGAGUAUUAAUGGAUUUACAAGUAGUUAUGAAGAGUCAUGAUUGUCCAUACAUAGUUAAAUGCUUCGGCUUACUGAUUGCAGAGUCUGAUAUUUUGAUCUGCAUGGAGAAAAUGAGUACAUGUUUAUGCAAACUGCUAACUAGAACCGGUCAGCCUAUUCCUGAAGAUAUCUUAGGAAAGAUCACAGUCGCGGUUGUCAAGGCACUACACUACCUGAAACAAAAUCAUGGAGUAAUUCAUCGAGAUGUCAAGCCAUCAAAUAUUCUAUUAGAUGCUGAUGGUAAUGUUAAAUUGUGCGAUUUUGGUAUUAGUGGGCGUUUAGUUGAUUCUAAAGCUCGUACACGUGGCAAAGGAUGUGCAGCAUACAUGUCGCCUGAAAGAAUUGAUCCGUCAAAUCCUACUGGAACAUAUGAUAUUCGCGCAGACGUUUGGAGUUUAGGAAUUUCUCUGGUUGAACUGGCGACCGGAAAAUUUCCUUACGAUGAAUGUGAAGGAGAAUUUCAAGUGUUGACGAGAAUAUUGCAAGAUGAUCCACCUAAACUACCAAGCAAUGGUCAAUUUUCACAAGAAUUUUGCUCAUUUGUAGAGAAAUGUUUAAUAAAAGAUCACGAUCGCAGGCCGAAAUAUGCCGAAUUACUACAACAUAAAUUCAUCCAAAUUUACGAAACGAAAGAUGUUGAUGUUGCAUCUUGGUUUAACCAACUGAUUGAAGAGACAUCUGGAGACUGUGGUGUUAACCUAUUCGAUGUAUAA
Molecule: messenger RNA, 963 nt
Organism: Trichoplax adhaerens
Lineage: Eukaryota; Metazoa; Placozoa; Uniplacotomia; Trichoplacea; Trichoplacidae
Exons: 10
Biological process (GO): protein phosphorylation
Molecular function (GO): protein kinase activity; ATP binding
Source: RefSeq, a predicted model, not a curated record